Molecule: messenger RNA, 3109 nt
Organism: Diatraea saccharalis (sugarcane borer)
Lineage: Eukaryota; Metazoa; Arthropoda; Insecta; Lepidoptera; Crambidae
Source: the annotation of a GenBank genome assembly
AGUCACCAGUGCGCAACGCCAGGGGGAACAAGUGUCUCGCGCUUUCGAGCGCUACUUUUAUUUUUGUGUUAAUUUUUUUUUGUGUAUGUCCAGCCAUAAAAAAGGAAUCAGUUUUAGAACGCUCUAUGUACAUCUAUUGAAUUUUCAUUGAUAUAGAGACGUCAUACAAUCGUUUGGCUGGCCACUUUGGUUCCUGUGUGUUGAGUAAUAUUCUGUGCCAGUUGAAGUGUUUGUGCUUGUGAUAGAAACGGACGAUUUCAUCGCGAACGUGUUCCAAUUUGGGAUUUCACCACGAGCGGGCUCAAGGAAGUUUAUAGUCAAGUGGACAGCGGCGGCGGUGGCUUGGCCGAAGUAAUGGUGUACUCCCUCGGCUGGGGUAUGGGCGAGCCGGAGCGGCGUGGCGCGGACCGUAAACGCGCGCAGCCGCCCCCGGCACCACACUCGCCGCUGUCACCAGACGACGGUCACGAGGUCGACGUUCUGCCGUUACACGAUCAGGUUGGCGGCCACACAAGGCUGCUUGUACUCAAUGACAGUACGGUCAUCAAGCCGCUCAACAUACGAGAGUUGCAUUUUUACCAGAACAUUCCUGAGGAUAUCCAAAGCUUCGUGCCCCGAUAUAAAGGCGUGAUGCAGGCAUCUAACACGGGAAGCACGAAAUUGGACAAGAGAUACUCGCCAUGUUUCCGCGAGGAGAACGGGCGAAAGCAGUCGCUCACCGGCAAGCGCAGGCGCGACGACGUGUUCAAAUUUAAAGUUCACCGUAAUGGCAAUGCUAGUGAAGUUCUUAAGAGCAUUGCACACAUGGACAAUUCGAAUAAGCAGUAUUUCCUAAUGAUGGAGAACAUAACGUCGUCGUACCGGCGGCCGUGCGUUCUCGACUUGAAGAUGGGCACGCGGCAACACGGCGACGACGCGACUGCGGAGAAACGCAGCAAACAAAUGGCCAAGUGCGCCGCCAGUACGUCCGGCUCGCUAGGAGUACGCCUCUGCGGUAUGCAGAGGUACGUACCAGAGACGGGUGCGUGUAUACGUCGCGACAAGUAUUGGGGGCGUGCCUUGUCAGAGGCGGGGCUUCGUGAAGCGUUGCGGGAUUUCUUCGCGGCCGGCGGCUCACUUCGCACAAGGGUAGUACAAGGCGUACUGAGAGACUUGGACGCGAUACGACGUGCCAUCGCUAAGCAGACCAACUACAGGUUUUAUUCAUGCUCGCUGCUGAUAGUGUACGAGGGCGACGUUCAACAUCCAGUACGUACGGAAGCCGUGAGUCUCGUUGCCGAUUACGAUGCGGAUGCGUCCAGCAGUUCCACUGACCUUCCAUCGCCCGGCAACUUCGACAUGUCCACGCUGCACGACGAGAUCUCCACCGACCGCGAACCGUUCCGGCCCCACUCCGAGGAGACUAUGGGAGGGUACGAGGAUGGCGAGAUCGCCGGCCAUUCGCCUCGUCGCCAUCCACCGAGCCCGGACUCUACGGACAGCUGGAUGGCGUACUCGUCCACCUCUAGUGAGUCGUGGCGGGGCGAAGCGGACGCGGAGGUGGAGCCGAGAACGGGUAUCGCCGCGAAGGAGGGAAAGAGAGCGCGCACUCGGGCCCCGCCCACCGUUUCCGACGACCGCGUCGACAUCCGCAUGAUCGACUUCGCGCAUACCGCGUACGCAGGCGCCGCUGCGGAGUCGCCUCUCGCGACGGCCACGCCCCACGAUGGCCCCGACUGCGGAUUCCUCACCGGUAUCGAUAGUCUAAAACGGCUCCUCACGGAGAUCCUCUCGCCGCCCUACAGUUAAUGAAACCGAAGCUGUAGAAAAAUAACAAAAAAAAUUCGGACCUCCCUUCGGAUUUCCGUGCCGCCGCGCUGCCCGGCCGCGUACGGUGGCGUCGGAAGUACUCGUGGACCGACGGAUCGACGUCGGAUCGCACGGAUCGAAAUCGUUCCAGGAAAUUUAAUACUGUUCGACUGAUGUAUGUAAUAUUAAACGGUAAAUAGGAAAUUUAUCGACGCGUCGUCGUGUAAAUAUAUGGAUAGACGAACAGAGAGAGAUGACGCAGGGUAUUUUUUAUUGAUCUUUUUUUCUUGAGUUCGUGCUAGGCCGCCCGCCGUUUUCGCCCUAAAGUUUGUUUUCUCUGUUUGUGUAACUGUACGGCGACGAUCGCACUUAGUGAAUGUUGGCGGUACAAACUACAUUAAUUUAUAUAUAUAAAAAAAAACAUUAUUAUUUAACUUGGGACCCAGUAGGUAUUUUUAAAUAUUGUAUUUUUAAGUGUUACUAUUAAGUUAUUUCAGAUUGUCGUAUUUUGUUUUGUUCGGUUCGUUUUUCAAUUUUCCUUUUCUUGAUUUCUGAAUAAAUCAUUAAUGCACAAUCGUUCACAAAAAUUGAGUAGACAUUCCUUGUCACUUAUGUAUUUUCGGAAUUGUAUUAAUUUCUAUUGUAUAGUAUUGCUAUAUUGAAUGAGAAGCUUUGUUUUGCAUUUAGAUUCCAUGUUUUUUUACCGUCAAAUUAAAUAUACUAAUUGAUCCCAGUCAAAUAAGCCAAAGUAAUUUGUUGUAGUUGUGAACUGUAUAAUAUUUAGUAAUGCUAAAAUAGACAAGAACAUUUGUAAUUAUCAUAUUUAACUGACAUCCAAACUGAUGUUUGUGAUUAAUAAUUUGGACUGUAUAUUUAUAAUAGAUGUUAAUUGCUUUACUCCAUAUCCAUUUAUAUAAAAACUUGUGUUGGAGCACAUGUUUGACAUGAGGAGUUUAUUAUAAUUUUGCAAGCAGUGUUUUGGAUUGGAAAUUAUUAGCGAGAAUGUAGAAUGUUGAGAAUUUGUAUAAUGUUGCCAGUAUGAUGAGUCAUCUUCUAUCCUGCUCUAUGAGUUAGGGUGGACGUGUGGUUCUGAUGUGGUUGGAUCCGCAUUUGGUUAUAAAAAUGCGGUGGCCUACAGUUUAGCCAACAUUCCUUCGUGCUGCAUUCGUCAUUGUCUUUAUUAUAAUUUUUAUUAGAGUGAUAAAUUUUAUGAAAAGUACCUGGUUUAAUUAGGAUGCUAGGUUGUAUUAAAAUUAUCAUUUACGUCUGUUAUUUUAAAUAACUGUAUGACACUAUUUUGUUAAAUAAAUUUUAGGUAUUG